GUGCGUACAGCGCACGAUGAUCGCUUAAGCAAAACUUGCUGCAGUAUUCUCUUUUUAUAUUCAAUAACGCAAGUGUCACAUAAUAGCCCUGCUUAUCCCUAUAGCCUACCAGGAUCUUGCAAGAAAAUGUUCUCAUAAUAACAUAAGCUCGUUCCAGGGGCCACACAGUAACCAUGUCUGAUAACGAGGACCUUGAGGAUAACUUAGCCGACCAGCAGCACGAGAACGAAGAUGCCGAGGAGGGCGCUGGUGCUGAGGGCGACGAUGGCGAGGGGGCGGCGGGCCUAGUCGAGGGGGAAGCAGAUGAUGAAGACGAAGCAGAGUAUCAGGACUCCUCGGAGGAGGAUGAGGACGAGGAGCAGAAUGAAUACGAGGAGGAUGGCUUCAUCGUGAACGAUGCUGAGGAGGAAGAGGAAGAAGAGGAGGAAGUGAAAAGGCGGGAUAUAUCCAAGAGGCGGAAAAAGAAGAAGCGGGGUCGGGACCUCCGACUUGACGACGAAGACUAUGACCUCCUUGAGGAAAAUCAAGUGGUGGGCAUCCGCCGCCCCACCGGCCGCAAGCGCCUCAAGAGCAAAGCGGAUGAUGCGCGCAAGGCGACCGACGCAGCGGACAUUCAGAAGGAGCUGUUCGGAUACGAAGAGCUGGAGGAUGAGGUGGAGGAGGCGGGCGGGCAGGACAUGGGCCGGGACACCUACGAGCAGGGCGAUUACGAGGACUUUGACGACCAGGAUGACGGCCUGGGUGACUUCAUCGUGGAGGGAGACGGCACGGCGCCGCGGCGGCACCGGCGGGGACCCACCAGCAUCCCGGGGGUUAGCAGCAGGGCCAUGCAGGAUGCAUUUGAGAUCUUCGGUGACGUGGACGCCCUGAUGGACAUGUACGAGGCGGCCAAGCAGAAGCCCGCAGCGGGGGGCCCGGGGGGCGGGGAGGCGGGCGCGGAUGAGGAGGAGGGAGAGGGGGAGGAGGAGGAGUACGGGGAGGACGAUGAUGAGGCGGCAGCGGAGGCGCGGCGGCAGCGGCGGCAGCAGAAGCAGCGGGAUAAGACCUACAAGCAAGCUAUGAAGGUGAUGGACCCCGAGCAGCUGGCGCGGGCGCACCUGCGGCCCGAGGACCAGGAGAUCAAGGACCGCGACAUGCCGGAGAGGCUGCAGGAGACGCUGGGUCCCGACGGCGGCGGCCCCAGCGGCGGCAUGGACCUGGAUGCGGCCGCGGAGUGGAUCUACCGCACCAUGCGGGAGGCCAACAGCCCGGAGUGGCAGCUGCUGGCGCGGGGGGUGGAGGAGAUCGACGGCACGUACGACAGCAGCACUGCCAGCGGCCGUGUGGAUGACCCGCGGGCCGGCGAGCAGCGCGGCGAGGUGGAGGGCGACGACGUGCUGGGCGGGCCGCGGGAGGCGCUGCUGCGGCUGAGCUUCCACCGGGCCAUCCUGAUGCCGCGCAGCGAGGACGGCAUCCAGCGCUGGAGCGAGGAUGAGACGCGGCAUGGGAGGGUCAAGGCGGCGAUUCGGCAGGUGCUUACCCAGUUUUUCGAGCGGCACGAGGAGGUGCCGCUGGUGGCCAUGUACCGCAAGGAGCUGGCGGGGCCGCUGCUGGCCAUGGGCGGCGAGGACGUGCCGCUGGUCACCAGCCAGGAGGAGCUGGAGCGACAGCGGGACAAGCGGCACAAGCGGCACUACGACCAGGGCUUCGUGCAGCCGCACCACAGGAGGAUCAGGAGGUGGGCGGUGCUGUGGGCUGUGUUCGACUCGGCGCUCCGCUUCCGCUCGCUGGUGCAGCGCCGUGACCGUGCCGCCGCCGCGCUGGCUCGCAGCCGGGAGCUGCUGCACGCGGCGCUGGCGGAGGUGGCGGACCCGGCGGGGGAGCGGGCGGCGCAGCUGGACUUCGACCUGCGGGCGCUGGACGACUGCGGGGAGGCGCUGCAGGCUGCCGGCACCGCCGAGGCGCUGAGUGACGUGCAGCAGCGCAUGAACCAGGUGCUGUCCUCCUACCCCGAGGUGCAGAUGGCGGCGCUGUCCAUCAGCAGCGGGGCGGCAGCGGCAGCAGCGGGGGGAGGGGGGCCGGGAGCAGCGGGGGCGACGAGGAGGCCGAACAGGGGCGCGGCGAACAGGGCGGCCAGGCUGAUCGGUGUGCAGGAGCUGGUAGCGGACUUCUGCCUGCCCCCGCAGCAGUUCGUGGCCAACCUGUCGGAGGCGGGGCACGGCGGCCUCACGCACGAGCCGCCCACCCCCGUCGCCCCCGUGCUGGAGUGGGCGCAGGCGGCGCUGGCCAGCCUGCAGGAGCGGCACCCGGAGAGCGCCUCCUUCUCCGCCUACACCCCCGAGAACCUGGUGAGCCAGGUGCGCCUGACCGCGGUGGCCAACCUGGUGAACGACUCGGGGCUGCGCAACUUCCUGCGCCAGGAGUUCUACGGCAGCGCGGUGGUGAGCUGCGAGGCCACGGAGGCGGGCGAGGCGGUGCUGGACCCCUUCCACAAGUACGCGCUGGCUGCCCGGCUGCGCAAGAAGCCGGUCACCCGCUUCGGCGGCAGCGACCUGAUGCUGCGGCUGGACGCGGCGCACCGGGAGCGGCUGGCGGUGCUGCGGCUGCACCUGGACAAGGGCGUGCAGGAGAAGCUGGUGGGGGAUGUGGCGGAGCUGUUCCAGUCCACCGACCGCGGUGCCGUUGCGCAGCAGUGGAACGCGCUGCGCCGCGAGAUCAUCAACACGGCGCUGGAGGAGCACCUGCUGCCCGCCUUCCGCACGCACUUCACUGCCAAGCUGCUGGCGGAGGCGCGGGAGCAUGCGCUGAGGCAGUACGCUGACGCGCUGUGGCAGGUGGCCACCGCGGGCCCACUGCGGCUGCCGCUGGCGGACGCAGAGGACGAGUUCCUGACCAACCCGCGACUCUGCAUCGUGGUGUACGGCAACCAGGAGAUCAACCCCGCCACCGGCCACCCCAACAACACCGCCGUUGUGUUCCUCAACGAGCUGGGCAACCUGGUGGACUUCUUCUUCGCGGGCCAGCUGUCGGGCAACAUCCGCCGCAGCGGGCAGGGGGCGGGCGCCGUGUUCACGGACCCGGCGAAGAGCAAGGACGCCGCCCGCAUCCGCGAGAAGCUGCUGGAGCACCUGCCUCACGCGGUGCUGGUGGGCAUGUGUGCACCCGCGUGCCGGCAGCUGCAGGAGGACAUACGCAACAUCGCGGACUCGCUGCUGGAGCACAGCGCGGAGGCCCUGCAAGACCACGAGACCCGCGGCAUCUACUGCUACCCCGUCGACGAGAAGCUGGCAGCGCUGUGGGAGAACAGCGGCGCGGCGCGUCAGGAGCUGCGGGAGCACGCGCCCCUGGUGCGGCGGGCGGUGGGGCUGGGCAGGGGCGCGCUGGACCCGCUGGCGCUGCUGGCGGCGCUGUGCGGGCCGGACAGGGAGGUCCUCUCCCUCAACGUGUACGACAUGCAGGAUGCGCUCGGCAAGGACGAGCGCAUGGCGGCAGUCACCCGGGUCAUGGUCACUGCCACAGCGCAGGUGGGUGUUGACGUGAACCUGGCCUGCAACGUGGCGUGGCGCUCCGAGCUGCUUCAGUUCGUGCCGGGGCUGGGACCGCGCAAGGCGGGGGCGCUGCUGGCGGCACUGACUCGGAACCGCAACAAGGCGGAGAGCCGCAGCAUGCUGUACAAGGACCUGGGGGUGAUGGGCAAGGUGGUGUUCAGGAACGCCGGCCCCUACCUGCGCGUGCAAAAGGUCCCCGGCAUCCGGCACCUGGAGAACCUGUCCUUCCGCACGCUGGACGGCUCGCGCAUCAGCCCCGAGAUGUACCGCCUGGCCAUCCAGCUGGCGCAGGCGGCGGGAGGGGGCGGCGACGCGGAGGAGGCGCUGGACAAGCGCGAAAAGAUCGAGAGCUACGACCUGGAGGCCUUCAUGCGUGACGCGCACCUGGCCGGGCCGCCCGCCACCCCCGGCCUGGCCUCCCUCAUUGACAUCGUGGCGGAGCUGGUGGCGCCAAACCUGGAGCUGCGGCCGCACUGGGCGGAGCUGAACCCGCUGCAGGUGUUCAUGCUAUGCAGCAAUGAGAGCGAGGACAGCCUGCGGCCGGGCCGAGUAGUGGAUGUCAAGAUCACGUACGUCACCCGCGAUGCGCUCAAGGUGGUGCUCAUCAACACCGGCACCGAGGGCAUCGUGCGGGCGGAGGACGUCAGCUCGGCAGCGGCGGCCAGCGGGGCGCGGGUGGGCGGACCCGAGUGGCAGGCAGCCAUGCAGAGUCGGCUGCAAAGCGUGGCUCGGGCGCGGAUCCUGGCGGUGGAGGAGCAGCCGGACGCCAGCGGCGAGGGCAAGAAGUUUGUGGUGGUACUGUCGACAAAGUCCUCCGUGGUUAACGACGAGGACGGGCACUACGAGAAGCACUACUGCAAGGAGCGGGAGCCCUUCUAUGUCCCCCGCGAGCGGCUGGACGUGUCCACCAAGCGCCGAGCCGACGAGCCGCAUCGGCCGCGCGAACAGCAGGUGCUGGUGCGGCCCAUCCGCCACCCCAUGUUCAAAAACAUAUCGCAGGUUGAGGCCAACACCUCGCUGGCCAAGCCCGAGGUGCCAGUGGGUUCCGCCAUCAUCCGCCCCAACGUGCGCGGCAACCAGCACCUGCUGGACGUGUCCAUCAAGACGGCGCACGGCCCGCAGAGCGGCAACCCGGUCAUCAUGGUGGUGCAGCUGCAGGAGGCGGACAAGCCGGCGGGGAGAGCCGCUCACCUGACGCUGGCGCCGCCCUUCAGCAUUGACCUGGGCUACUGCGGACUGGGAACCGUGCAGUACGAGGAUCUGGACCAGGUCAUUGCGGACUUUGUUGAGCCCCUGGUUCAGAACUGCAUGGCCGUCACCAGCCACCGCAAGUACAUGGACGCGGCUCAGACGCUGGUGGAGGAGCGGGUGCGCACCGAGAAGCAGGCCAACCCCAAGGUGCACCCCUACUACCUGACCAUGCACAAGGGCAACACCUUUUACAUCAUCUUCUGCGUGGCCUCCUCGGUACACAAGGAGCCCUUCCACGCCACCCCCAAGGGCUUCUACUUCCGCUCCAGGACCUACUCGGACAUCGAACACGUGCUGGGGACGUUCAAGAAGCAGCCCGUGGAUCCUUCCAAGCGCGCCAGUGCGCACCACCGCACCGAGCAGCUCGGCUACUCCGCCCCCAGCGCCAACCUGCCGCACAUGCGAACCGGGGUGCAGCCCCAGGGUGGCUACACCGGUGGCAGCGGUAUGCCGUACAGCCAACAGCAACAACAACCGUACGGCAAUGGCCAGUACGGCGGUGGCGGUGGCGGUGGCGGGGGUUACCACCCAACACAGCCAUACGGCCCUGGAUCGGGUAUGUACGGCGGUGGUGGGGGCGGAGGUGCCGGCGGGCACUUCCCGCCGCCCCCACCGGCGGCGGCUGCGUACGGGUCUCAGG
Molecule: messenger RNA, 5418 nt
Organism: Astrephomene gubernaculifera
Lineage: Eukaryota; Viridiplantae; Chlorophyta; Chlorophyceae; Chlamydomonadales; Astrephomenaceae
Source: the annotation of a GenBank genome assembly